Columba livia (rock pigeon) is the source of this 2769-nucleotide messenger RNA. Its product is annotated as natterin-4. Bases 1 to 1398 code for a protein of 465 amino acids. The record is from RefSeq and is a predicted model, not a curated record. The transcript has 4 exons. NCBI's taxonomy places the organism in Eukaryota, Metazoa, Chordata, Aves, Columbiformes, Columbidae.
AUGGAUCCCGGUGGGUCAGGGGGUAUCAAUGGGUCCCGGGGCGCCCCGCGGCGGCCGCGGCGGCAGCAGCAGCAGCAGCAGCAGCUCCGGGAGCGGCAGCAGCAGCGCCGAGUGCGAGCGCAGCGACACAGGCACCGCAGCGACACCCGCGACAGCGGCGACACCCGCGACGGCGGCGACACCCGCGACGGCGGCGACACCCGCGACACCCGCGACAGCGGCACCGGCGGCGGCCCCCUCCUCCCCCUCCCCGCGGCUCCUCCUCCUCCCGGCAGCUGCUCCCCCUCCCGGCAGCUCCUCCCCCUCCCACAGCUCCUCCCCCUCUCACAGCUCCUCCUCCUCCUCCUCCUCCUCCCGGGUGGUGCCGGAACCCCCGCGACGGCUCCGGGCACCACCCGGAGCUUCUCCCGGCGGAAGCGAGCGGAGGAGCCGCCGUCCUACCUGCGCUGGGUGCCGUUCGAGGGCACCGUGCCCCCCGAUGCCGUCUCCAGCUGGAACGGCUACGCCGGGAGGUUGGAGUUCGUCUGCUCGACGGCGGCGAGGGGCUGCAACACCGGCGCCCACGUCCCGGCGCGGGGCCCCUUCUGCUUCUACCCCUACGGGAACUGGGAGUGGAGAACCGGCGACUUCAAGGUGUUGGUCAACGUAGGCGGCUUUGAGGCGCUGGGCUGGGUGGACGACUCCUUCGGCAACGUGCCCAAGAACGCCGUGGAGGGUUGUCCGUCCGUCGACGUCUUCGUCGGGAGGAACCGCUACGGGCUGGGCAAGGUCUCCAAAAGGCAGAGGGCCGCCUUCAUGAUGGUGGAUGGUGAGGAGGUGUGGUACAAGUGGUACCAGGUCUUGGUGGUGAAGAAAGGGCCGGCAAACGUCACCGUUGAGGACGUCAGCUACAACGUGAGCGGCGCGGUGGAGCGCGGGGAGGACGUCACCCUGACCACGACCACGGUGAGGAACGAAGGCUGCCGAGGGGCGCGUCGAAACGUCACCUUGGAGGAGGCCACCGAGACAGAGCACGACUGGCAGCUGGACCAGAGCGCCUUCGCCGCCGUCCGCGGCGUGCUGCGAGCCGCGCUCCUGACCUUCAACGGGACGGGCUGGGAGGCCACCAACGUCACCGACGUCCCCUGGGUGGGCGGAGCCAGCGCCGGGCAGUAUGUUGUCCACACGCACGUGGUGGAGGAGGAGCUGCGGCCCCGCACGGCGUGCGCGGUGGCCCUGGAGGGCCGGCGCUCCGACGUCCGCGUCCCCUUCGCCGCGCGGCUCACCCGCGAUUUCGGCGACGGGCAACCCCACCGCGUGGCCGUGACGGGGUGGGCGCGCAGCCGCACGGUGCUGGGAGUCCAGCCCCGUGUCAAGGAGUGUUGGCCCAUCGCCGACGUCCCGCCGUGCGCGGCGUAGGGGCGGCAAGGCCCUUCCGCGUAGCUGCUCCCUUCCUUUUUUGGUUUGGUUUGGGUUGGGUUGGCUUUGGGUCAGGUUGGGUUGGAUUGGGUUGAGUUGGGUUGUGUUGAGUUGGGUUGGGUUGAGUUGGGUUGGGUUGCAUUGGGUUGUGUUGAGUUGGGUUGUGUUGAGUUGGGUUGGGUUGCAUUGGGUUGGGUUGGUUUGGGUUGCGUUGGGUUGAUGUGGGUUGGGUUGGGUUAGGUUGGGUUGGGUUGGGUUGCAUUGGGUUGUGUUGAGUUGGGUUGUGUUGAGUUGGGUUGUGUUGAGUUGGGUUGUGUUGAGUUGGGUGGUUGUGUUGAGUUGGGUUGGGUUGCAUUGGGUUGGGUUGGUUUGGGUUGCGUUGGGUUGUGUUGAGUUGGGUUGCGUUGCAUUGGGUUGGGUUGCAUUGGGUUGUGUUGAGUUGGGUUGUGUUGAGUUGGGUUGCGUUGCAUUGGGUUGGGUUGCAUUGGGUUGUGUUGAGUUGGGUUGGGUUGCAUUGGGUUGGGUUGGUUUGGGUUGCGUUGGGUUGAUGUGGGUUGGGUUGAGUUGGGUUGGGUUGGGUUAUGUUGGGUUGGGUUGGUUUGGGUUGCAUUGGGUUGUGUUGAGUUGGGUUGUGUUGAGUUGGGUUGUGUUGAGUUGGGUUGGGUUGCAUUGGGUUGGGUUGGUUUGGGUUGCGUUGGAUUGUGUUGAGUUGGGUUGGGUUGCAUUGGGUUGAGUUGGGUUGAUGUGGGUUGGGUUGGUUUGGGUUGAGUUGGGUUGGAUUGCGUUGGGUUGUGUUGAUUGGGUUGGGUUGCAUUGUGUUGAGUUGGGUUGGGUUGGGAUGAGUUGCGCUGGGUUGGGUUGAGUUGGGUUGGGUUGGGAUGAGUUGAGCUGGGUUGUGUUGAGUUGAGUUGGUUUGGGUUGCGUUGCGUUGUGUUGAGUUGGGUUGGGUUGGGUUGGGAUGAGUUGCAUUGGGUUGAGUUGGGUUGGGUUGGGAUGAGUUGAGCUGGGUUGUGUUGAGUUGAGUUGGGUUGGGUUGCGUUGGGUUGGGUUGAGUUGGGUUGGGUUGAGUUGGGUUGUGUUGAGUUGGGUUGUGUUGAGUUGGGUUGGUUUGGGUUGCGUUGGGUUGUGUUGAGUUGGGUUGGGUCAGGUCGGGUUGCGUUGGGUUGGGUUGAGUUGGGUUGUGUUGAGUUGGGUUGGUUUGGGUUGCGUUGGGUUGUGUUGAGUUGGGUUGGGUUGAGUUGGGUUGAGUUGAGUUGAGUUGGUUUUGGUUGGUUUGCUUUGCUUUGCUUUGUUUUCCCCCCCAAAUAAGUGUCAUCUCACCCCAAAACUGUGACACAACAAACGCGAAUGCAGAAAAACCCGUUUCCCUUU